UGCACGCAGUCGCGUCCCGGACUCGUUGACACAACGAGUGGAGAGAGCAAGCAGACGGUUUGUGUCCUCGGAGGAGAAGCAGACAGAAAGAAAGAAAGAAAAGAGAAGAGAGGAAAAGAGAAGACGCAUCGCGAGUGGGCGCGCAGCGAAAGCUCGGAGGAUCCGAGCGUCAUGGACGCGCUGUAAAGGUCGCUCCGCUCCGCUUUGCCGCCAAGUUCGAGUCCUCAAGUGCUCCCGGUCCCCCCGACGUCCCCCCGGCGGGCAGGCAGGCAGGCAGGCAGGCAGGCAGACAUGGACGGCUGCAGGCUGCAGGUCGCGCUGCACAUCUUCUUGACGCUCCAACAAGUGGGAGCCUACACGUACAGGAACCAGCGCAAGUUCACCGAGGACAUGGACUGGUCGUACGCUGGAACGCUGAACCAGAACAACUGGGCCAAGAAGUUUCCGUCGUGCAGCAACGCCAAGCAGUCGCCCAUCGACGUGGAGGAGAACCUGGCCCGGGUGGAGCUGCGGUACCAGCACCUGCGCUUGGACGGCUGGGAGAACUUGACGGGCCGGCGCACCACCAUCAAGAACGACGGCAAGACCGUGGUGCUGGACGUGGACGGCGACUUCCACGUCAGCGGCGGCGGCCUGGCUUCAAAGUUCAAGGCGGGGCGCAUCACCUUCCACUGGGGGCGCUGCAACGCCUCCUCGGAGGGCUCCGAGCACAGCCUGGACGGCGUCAAGUUCCCCCUGGAGAUGCAGAUUUACUGUUUUGAGCCGCAGCGCUUUGACUCGUUCCAGCAAAGCGUCAAGUCUGGAGGACGCCUCACAGCUCUGGCGGUGCUCUUUGAGGCCAUCUCAGAGGAGGACAACGCCAACUUUGCCCCCGUCAUCGACGCCGUCGACAGCGUCAGCAGAUACGGUAAAAGCGCCCAGGUGGCGCCCUUCGCGCCGCGGGCGCUCCUGCCCGACUCCACGGACAAGUACUUCAUCUACAACGGCUCGCUGACCACGCCGCCUUGCAGCGAAACGGUGGAGUGGAUCGUCUUCAAGAACACCGUCCCCAUCUCGGCCCGGCAGCUGGAGACCUUCUGUGAGGUGAUGACCAUGCAGCAGGCGGGUUACGUGAUGCUGAUGGACUACCUGCAGAACAACUUCCGGGACCAGCAGCGCAAUUUCAUGGGUCAGGUCUUCUCCUCCUACACCGGCACCGAGGAGCUCCUCACACCAGUGUGCAGCUCGGAGCCGGAGAACGUUGAGGUGGCCGCCUACAACUUGAGCAGUCUGCUGGUGACGUGGGAGCGGCCGCGGGCCGUCUACGACUCCGCCAUCGAGAGGUACUCGGUCAGCUACAAGAUGGCCGAGGACGGCGAGGACGCCGCGCCCUCGGAGUAUCUGACCGACGGAGACCAGGAUGUGGGGGCCAUCCUGGACGAGCUGCUGGCCAAUCGCAGCUACGAGCUCCAGGUGGUGGCGCUGUGCGCCAACGGCCUUUACGGACGCCUCAGCGACCCGCUGACCUUCACCCUGCCCGCCGACGGCCCGGGUGAUGCUCUGAUCGCAGAUUCAAACCAAUUUGAUGAUGAGGGGGAGAACGAGCCACCGGAUCCAUGGUUAAAUGGACCUGCGCAAACGGAAGAUUACAAUCGGUUUUGGAUUACCACCAAAGCGCCUGCGAGCCCGACUUUGGGAGAACCCGGCCAACAUGCCGUGGCGGCCAGCAAGACAGACUCAACCUCCAGUCAGCCACCGGAAGGCUCCGCCGGGUCCUCGUUUACGACUCCUCAGUAUGCAAACGCAAGAGACCAUCAGGGCGGGGUGAGGCCAAAGUUCUCUGAAAACAGCAAAGCGGGCCCAAAUUCGACAGCGCCGAAUGGGGGUGAAGGUGUUCCCUCAAAUGGGACCCCCGUGACUUCAAGCAAUCCAAUGAGCACCCCCGCAAAAACGACCUUUGACUGGAUGAACAGGACCGCAGUGGUGACUGCAACGGAGAAGACAACCACGGGCCAGCCAAUGAACAUGACCACGAUCAAGUCCACCGCCGUCAACACGACGAGCGGAAUGACUCCAUAUUCAAACGCAGACAAGACCGAUACAAACACGACCGAGACAAUGACGACAAAGACAAACGACACCGAGAGGCCAGCAACAAACGUGACCGUGACCGAGACUGCGAGCAUGAAUGCGACGACAGCAAUGUCUUCAAACAUGACCUGGCCACUGAAGAACACAGACGUGAACGAGACCACAAACACCACCCCGGUAACAAACCAAACCGUAACCAUGACCACCGGGCUGGCGACCAAGCCCACAAACAAGACCGCAAGCCUGAAUAUGACGACGGAAAUGUCUUCAAACCCGACUGAAAACAAGACCACAAACAUGAGCUGGCCACUGAACAAGACCGCAAGCGCGACCCCAGCAACAAACCAAACCAUGACCAGGCCAGCGACCAAGACCACAAACAAAACCGCAAGCAUGAAUACGACGACGGAAAUGUCUUCAGACCCGACUGAAAACAAGACCGCAAACAUGAGCUGGCCACUGAACAAGACCGCAAGCGCGACCCCAGCAACAAACCAAACCAUGACCAGGCCAGAGACCAAGACCGCAAGCAUGAAUAUGACGACGGAAAUGUCUUCAGACCCGACUGUCAACAAGACUACACACAUGACCUGGCCACUGAACAAAAGCACAAACACGACCCCAGCGACAAACCAAACCACAACCAAGACCGGGCAGGUGACAGAGACCACAAGCAUGAAUACCACGACUCCAAACAAACAGGCAAAGAACCAAACGGCGACCUUGAUUAAACCACUCAACAAGAAUACAAGCAUGACCAACACUAAGAGCAUGGCCACAAACCUGACCCGUCUUAGCGACCAAAUCAUCACAACGUCGUCCGUCCAAAUGGACCCACGCGAAGGGCAGACCACACCCAAAACAGUAAAUACCGGAAAUGGUGGUGGUGACGUGGUCCAGGGUGAGCCCCCAGGGGCAUCUCACCCGCGAGGGUCUACAACUCCCAGCAUGCCUCAGUUUUCAAGCACAAAGUCUUGGCGGAGCCACGUUCUUUUGCCGACCAUGCCUCCGCUGUCAAAGGGUGAGCGCCUCGCUGUCCUCCCCGCCUCUUGGUCCCCCUCUUCCCUUCUGUAUGCUGCCGCAGAGCCCCAAGCCAGCCCCUGGUCUGUCCCCUCCGCCCGCUUGCAUGAGCUCAGCCCUUGUUCCACACUGGUCCUGCCGCCUCACCAGAUCCCUGCUUCUCCCAACUCCCAACCUGCCCCCUUUUCCGCUGACGACUCGGCGUCUUUCUCUCGGGCCGACCGCACCGAGGCGCCGCAGUUCGGGACGGUCUCCCCGUCCGUCGGGCGGCGCGCCGGCACCGCCCCGCCGCCUCGCCGAGACCCCGUUUCUCGUCCCGUUCUCUCUUUUGCCGGUGACUUGGCGUCUUUCUCUUCGGGUGACUCCACCGAGGUGUCGGAAUCGGGAGCGUCCGAGGAAUCGCUGUCCCUCAGCCCCGCUUUGCAGCCGUCGGUUCUGUUCUCGAGCAAUCCUCCUCUUCCGGCUGCCACUCCGGGUCUGAUGCCGUCGUUUGUCGAAUUCUUGGGGUACGGAACAGAAGGCACGCCUGACUCCUUCCCGCCCGAAUCGGGCGAUGGCGGCUUCUCCGACACCAUAUGCGGUUGCUCCCUGGAGCCUUCGGUAUCCUGGCCCCACACCUCGCCGUUCGUCCCCCUCGGGACCUCAACUUUGGGUCUCGGUGCGGAUCUCCUCAUGAGUUCUUUGGGUGCCAGUUCUUUUUCUGGGGCGGCUUCUAGUGGCCCGGUGGUUCUGCUCUCGCCCUCCUCGCCGCCGCCCUCCUUCCUGCCGGCCACUCACAACGCCCCGCCCGUUUCCGUUGCAGCCCUCGCAACCGAGCCCGCGUCGUCGGCACGGCCGCCUUCCGUCCCCACGGCACCUGGUGUCUCAGAGCCCGAGGUAGAUCAGGAGCGGGACAGCAUCCCGCCGUCGGCCUCGGGUGAGAGCGCCCUUCCUCGUUCCACGGAUCCCGCCACUUUAGGAUCCGGACAGACGCACGGAGAUUUGGACGACGUCUCCUCGGCGUUCUUUUUUGACGGCGAGAGCGGGAGCGCCGCCGGGUCCGGGCGAGCGAGCGCCGCCUUGCCGAGCGUAAUCGCGGUCCCCGCGCCUAUCUUCCCCGAGGACAGCGGCUCGGGUCAGGCCGAGAACCCGCUCGACGGCGACGGCUCCUCGGACUUCAGCAUUCCUGAGCGAACCCAGAGCGAGUCGGAAAAAGAGGAGGAGCCAGUGGCAGACGUGAGCGACAGCAGCCACGAAUCCCGAGUGGGCUCCGUCAGAGAGGGCGAGAGGAAGGCGGUGGUCCCCCUGGCCGUCAUCUCCACGCUCACGGGCCUCGGGCUCCUGGUCCUGGUUGGCAUCCUGCUCUACUGGAGGUUGUGUUUCCAGACGGCGCAUUUCUACGUGGACGAAAGCGCCUGCCCGCGCCUUGCCGCCGACGCAACCGCGUUCACAUGGGGUAACCUCAGUGCCGAUGCAAAAAAAGAAGAAAAAGAUUUCGUUUCACUUGCACUUUGCCUUCCAGAUGAAAAAGCCGCACUUCCCGUCCAAGACUUUGUCCAACGUGUCUCCGAGCUUCACCGAACAAAGGGAUUUCAGCGCAAGUUUGAGCUGCUCAAAGAGAGUUACGAGGAGGUGCAGGCGUGCGCGGCGGACGUGGCCAUGACCUCGGAGACGUCCAGCCAUCCCGACAACAACGGCAAGAACCGAUACAGCAACAUCCUGGCCUUCGACCACAGUCGAGUGCGACUCACGGCGGCCGACAAUGGACGAGAUUACAUCAACGCUAACUUUGUGGACGGCUUCAAGAUGCGCCACGCCUACAUCGCAGCACAGGGGCCGCUCAAGUCCAGUACGGACGACUUCUGGCGCAUGAUCUGGGAACAGAAGGUCGGCGUCAUCGUGAUGAUCACCAACCUGCUGGAGAAGGGACGCAGGAAGUGCGAGCGGUACUGGCCCGUCGACGCGCCCGAGGACUACGGCGGCCUACUGGUGGCGCCCAAGAGCGUCCGAGAGCUGGCCCACUACACUCGGCGGACCUUCAGCGUCACCGAUGUGAAAAAGGCUUCCGGGAAGAGGCGGGACCGGGAACGAGCAGUCACGCAGUACCACUACACGCAGUGGCCCGACAUGGGCGUGCCCGAGCACGCCUCGCCACUCCUCAGCUUCAUCCGCCGCUCUUCUCGGGCCAGGACGGCAAACAUGGGCCCGGUGGUGGUGCACUGCAGCGCCGGCGUGGGCCGCACGGGCACCUACGUGGUGUUGGACAGCAUGCUGAGGCAGAUGAGGCACGAGGACGCCGUGGAUGUGGACGGGUUCCUCCGACACAUCCGCACGCAGAGGAACUACCUGGUCCAGACGCAGGAGCAGUACGUGUUCAUCCACGACGCCUUGGUGGAGGCCAUUUUGUGCGGCGACACGGAGCUGGCGGCCUCGGACCUUCACGCCUACGUGGGGCGGCUGCUGACGCCGCUGCGUGAUGGCGGCACGCCGCUGGAGCAGCAGCUGGAGCUGCUGAACGCCCAAGCGGCAAACGCCCAAGCGGCAAACGACGACGCGACCGCUCUUCACGACGACAACCGGCAAAAGAACCGAAGCGGCUCGCUGCUACCGGCGGAGAGGUCGCGAGUGCGUUUGUCGCCGUGCGCCGGCGACACGUCCGAUUACAUCAACGCGGCCUACGUGACGGGCUACAGUAGGAGCAAGGAGUUCAUCAUUACCCAGAAUCCUUUGCCAAGCACCCUCAAGGACUUCUGGAGGAUGAUUUGGGAGCACGACGUGCGGGUCAUCGUGUCGCUGCCGGGACCCGAGCGCGCUCAGGGUGAAGAGGAGGAGGAGGAGCAGCCGUGCGUGUUCUGGCCCGGCAAAGGGGAGCCGCUCCGCUGCCGGAACUUGACCGUCACUCAAACGUGCGAGAAGGUCGUGUGCCUGGCCAACGAGGACGCGCUGCUCGUUCAGCACGUGGCCGUGGGGGCCGCGCAGGACGACUUUGUGGUGGAGGUGCGCCUGUACCGCGCCCCCCGCUGGCCCCACCCGGACCGCGCCAUCAGCGACACCUUUCUGCUGCUACGGCUGCUGCUGGAGGAGACACCCACCGAGGGAGGGGCCGUCGUGCUCCUUGACCGCGCGGGCGGAGUCACCGCCGGGACUUUCUGCGCGCUCUUGUCUCUAAUGGGCCAGCUCCGUGACGGACGGCGCGUCGACGUCUUCGGAGCGGCCAGGAUGAUCAACCUCGCCAGGCCCGGCACCUUCUGCAAGCGCGAGCACUUGGAAUUCCUGUAUGAGGCCUUGCUGAGCGUGCUGGACGAGCCCCAAGAAGAACGUCAACAAGAUCAAGACCAAGACCAAGACGAAGUCAACGAGGCCCACCGAGGCCGAGAAGAGCGCCGGCUAUGGAAGAGCGGCGGCGGCGCCGCACGUCAGGAGCGCAACGGCGCCGUCGCGCCAGCAGGGGGCGAAAGCGCCACGCCAGACAGCCUCGACUCUCUCGUGUGAUCAGAAAUAGUGAGCGAGUUCACCUCUGCCUUUCUGCUGGCCAAGAGAACUUUUGACGUCGAUGUGGUCUCUUUCUGUAACGUGCCUUUUUUUUUUAAACUCUUUGCGACCAGACGAAGUAACACGUUGGCCUUUUUACAUAUUUAUUGGCAGCAACAAUGUAAAAAGCAACACGGCAGCAGUAGCAACUUUUUCUCCUCAUGUCAAACAUGUUCCACCCCAAAGGACCAAAUUGUAUUUAUGGCACAUUUUUAUAUUUAGUGCUUCCGUCCUACUCGUCUUCACUUGAGGUCAAACAAAUGCGCAAGAUUCUAACAAAUCUCUUUUCUAUUUGUUUGUAUCUGCUCUGCUGCUUUCGUUUGCCAUUAAUUAAACGAUCACAAAAAUCA
Messenger RNA from Syngnathus acus (greater pipefish), 6950 nucleotides. It is a transcript of the gene ptprz1a, whose product is annotated as protein tyrosine phosphatase receptor type Z1a. Gene Ontology annotation, molecular function: protein tyrosine phosphatase activity; protein binding. The record is from RefSeq and is a predicted model, not a curated record. Bases 292 to 6561 code for a protein of 2089 amino acids. NCBI's taxonomy places the organism in Eukaryota, Metazoa, Chordata, Actinopteri, Syngnathiformes, Syngnathidae. The transcript is spliced from 29 exons. Gene Ontology annotation, biological process: peptidyl-tyrosine dephosphorylation.